AUGGUGGUCCUUCUCUCUGUUCUCCUCUUCCUGUCUCUGCUGGCUAAUGCAGUGUUGGCUUACCUGUAUUACACCAGUAACACAAAUCAGUUGAUAGGAUGUGAGCCAGUGAAAAACAACUCAAAUCUAGGUUUGCCAGAGAAGUGGGUCCAGGACAAGGGGAGAUUCUAUGUUUUCUCCAAUGAUACAAAGGACUGGAACAGCAGCAGACAAUGCUGUCAGGAUCUGGGUGGAGACCCGGUCAUCAUCAACAGCAGUGAGGAGCAGGAAUUUCUUGCUCAGCAAAUAGUCACUUUUAAUGCAUUGGUGCUACACUGGAUCGGUCUGACUGACCGCCAGACUGAGGGAGUAUGGCUUUGGGUGAACAACACUCCCCUAAACAACAACGUCUCAUGGUGGAUCUUCCCUCCUGACAAUGAUGAUAUGCAUGAUCCCAUGGGUGAAGACUGUGCUGUAAUAAAUGGAUAUCUAAAAGGAGAAAAAUGGGGAGAUAUUUCUUGCUUGAAAAUGCAAAGAAGCAUCUGUGAGGUUCCGUGA
Sinocyclocheilus anshuiensis is the source of this 537-nucleotide messenger RNA. Its product is annotated as C-type lectin domain family 17, member A-like. The transcript is spliced from 5 exons. Bases 1 to 537 code for a protein of 178 amino acids. The record is from RefSeq and is a predicted model, not a curated record. NCBI's taxonomy places the organism in Eukaryota, Metazoa, Chordata, Actinopteri, Cypriniformes, Cyprinidae.